UGUGCAAAGAUGAGGGAGGAGGGUUUUUAGGGAGCGAUUCUAUUGGCUGCACCAAUGAUGGGCUACGCAAAAAAGGUCUGAGCUCCUCUUAAACAUAUCUUAAAUAGUUGUGGAAGAGUUCCCUCUGCGGAAAAAUAUGGCUACGCAUGAUAAGCCCAUUCUUCACGGUUACUUCAGAAGUUCUUGUUCUUGGAGGGUCCGCAUCGCUUUUGCUCUCAAAGGGAUUGAAUACGAACAGAUUCCAGUCAAUCUAAUCAAAGAUGGCGGUCAGCAGCUCACAGAUCAAUACAAGGCACUCAACCCCAUGCAACAAGUGCCUGCAGUGGAAAUCGAUGGAAUCACUUUGUCCCAAUCAUUAGCAGUGAUCCAGUACAUCGAUGAGACCAGGCAGGGUCCCAAGCUCCUACCCGUAUGCCCCAAGAAGCGCGCCCAGGUGCGGAUGAUCUGUGACAUCAUUGCCUCUGGGAUCCAGCCUCUUCAGAAUCUGUAUGUGAUCCAGAAGAUCGGAGCAGACAAGGCGCAGUGGGCACAGCAUUUCAUCCAGCGAGGUUUCCAAGCUUUAGAACCCAUCCUUAAAGAAACCGCUGGGACAUACUGCGUAGGAGACGAGAUAUCCAUGGCAGACAUCUGUCUUGUGCCACAAGUCUACAAUGCAGAAAGGUUCAAAGUGGACGUUGGCCAGUUCCCAACGAUUGACCGACUGAACCAGACCUUAGUGGGGGUCGAGGCCUUCAAGUUGAGCCACCCGUCCUGCCAACCCGACACGCCUGCUGAUCUGCGUUCUUAGGAUGCAGGACUCGGCUGCAAUUGCAUAUUUGUAGAAUAAAACAAUUUCUCAUAA
This is a messenger RNA of Gadus macrocephalus (Pacific cod), 841 nucleotides long. RefSeq names its product glutathione S-transferase zeta 1 (gene gstz1). The record is from RefSeq and is a predicted model, not a curated record. The transcript has 9 exons. Gene Ontology annotation, molecular function: glutathione transferase activity; maleylacetoacetate isomerase activity. Gene Ontology annotation, cellular component: cytoplasm; mitochondrion. Gene Ontology annotation, biological process: glutathione metabolic process; L-phenylalanine catabolic process. Bases 137 to 787 code for a protein of 216 amino acids. Lineage: Eukaryota; Metazoa; Chordata; Actinopteri; Gadiformes; Gadidae.